Molecule: messenger RNA, 3858 nt
Organism: Symbiodinium sp. CCMP2456
Lineage: Eukaryota; Dinophyceae; Suessiales; Symbiodiniaceae
Source: the annotation of a GenBank genome assembly
AUGAGGCUUACACCUCCGAGGGCCAGGGCCAGGGCCAGCCAAAACGAAGGAGACGGGGUCCAGUACUCAUCGACCAGUUCGACGCGCCCCCCGUCUACAUUCGACCUGACGAACCUAUGCAACCAGCUUCCCGAAGACGCUGAUGAGCGAACUCUUGCCGAGCUUCUUUCUCCAGAGCUACGUGAUUCACUACCACCGCCCCUUCGAGCCAGCCCUGGGGAUCACGCAAGCCAAAGGGCAAUCGAAGCAGCCAAGUUGGAUCCCAUCCUGAGCGUGACGGAGGCCGAUCGUCGCAAAUACUGGCUCCGGGUGGACCCUGACCUGAGGAAAUGCCUCCGAGACCUCCACGUGAACUUCGGACACCCAACAAACGUCACCUUGCAGCGGCUUCUCCGAAGGCAAGGUGCGAGGCCAGAAGCGAUUCGAGCUGUUGAUUUUAUGUCCUGCGACUCCUGUGGAGAGACUCACCGGAGGAAGCGGCCAAAGCCAGUGCGACUCCCGAACAAGUACAUCUUCAACAACCACCUCCAGAUAGAUGUCUUUUACGCCAAGGACAUUAAAGGCCAGCUGUUCGGCUUCCUCAACGUGGUCUGCGAUGCCACAGGGUUUCAAGUUGUGAGCUGUUUGGGAAGCAACCAAGGGCCUCCCUCUACCAAGGCCGUUCUGCGCCACUUCCUCACCGCUUGGUCAUCGUGGGCCGGCCUCCCGAACUCGAUUCAGGUGGACCGCGGGAAGGAGUACCUUGCGCAUUUCUCUGACUACCUCAAGGCCUACGGUGUGGAACAGGAGGCGAUGGCCUUGGAAGCCCCCUGGAAGCUGGGUCGCGCAGAGAAGGGCGGCGGCCUGUGGAAGGAAGUUUUCCAGAAGGUGGUUCAUGACCAACAGGUGGCCGGGCUGGAAGACGUGGUCACUGCCACCGCCAUCGUGACCCAGACCCGGAACGCCUUCCCGAGAACGUCCGGUUACGCGCCAAACUCUUGGGUUUUGGGACAGCCCGAGGUGAGACUUCCAGGCAGCCUUCUACUUGACAACGAGAGAGAACGCUUAGAGGUACUUGAGGGUGCUGAGGACCCACGGUCGGCCAUGGCCAGGACGCUGAACUUGCGUGAGUCCGCGAAAGUGGCGCAGAUCAAGCUGGACACCGACGGCCGUGUUAGGAGAGCACUUUUGCACCAGAGCACGCCCACUCGAGGUCCGUACCCCGUGGGGAGCUACGUCUACUUCUUUCGUGCACAAGCACCACCUGGGACAGGGAGAACCUAUCGCUGGCAUGGACCCGCGAGAGUUAUCGGCGUUGAGCUUCGGAACUCGAGGCGAACUGAAGACCAGGACCUCCCAACAGCAGGCGGGCAACCACACAGUUACUGGCUGCGAUACGGGGCAAGUGUUAUCCUGGUCACAGGCGAGCAGCUGCGUUUUGCCAGUGAAGAUGAGCUGCUCGCGGCGCACAUGGUGCCACAGGAGAUCCUUGAGCCGCCCUACGCACGAGGCGCGAGGAACUUUGUUGACUUGAGAGCUCAGCCUAUGUUGCCGGCGGCCCCUGAGCACGAAGAGGCCCCUGCACCUUUGACGUCACCACGCACUCGGCCGGCAUCUUCCUCACCGAUGCCUACCACGUCGUCGGCGCCUUCGGUGACGAUACCCGGUACAGCCAUUCAGAUACUACCUGAGUUUCUUCCUCCCGUUCCCGAAGAUGAUGAUGGAGGGCUACUUGACGAAAUUGGCCAAGCAACCCCUCGAGAAUCUCAGCAAAAUCCAAGGACGGGUGGGGAUCAAGACAACCAGACUAUAGAGUCAGGUCAAGCAACCCAUCGAGAAUCAAAGCAAAAUCCAAGGACGGGUGGGGCACAUGAUUUAGCUAUGUCACGACAGGCAUCUACGGUGACUUCCGAACCGGAGCCGCAGCCUACAACACAGGUGGUUCCAGUUCAGGCUCCAGCUGCAGUUCAAGGACAGUCCCCGUUGAGUCGACCAAAUAUUUUUGCUGACCUCAACCGUCUUGAUGGGUAUGCCCCGAACCGCACGGCACGUGAGCCAGUCCAAGGACCCUACAUGGUCGAGCCCGGCGACUGGGACUGCCCCACUUUGCCACACACAGUACGCGAAGCCAAUCUAAGGAGAAUGGCUGGCUACUUCGAUGAGUUCGACAACGGCUCGGAGGAAGAAGAGACCGUAGACUACACUGCCCAGGACCCCGCCGACGUGCUGCUCACCGGAAAGGCCGUGAAGUCCGAGAUCAAGCUCGAGGACCUUGGCCCAGACGAGCGGAAGAAGUUCGAAGGUUCCAUGGCAAAGGAGUGGAGCUCUUGGCAGCUCUUCGAGGCAGCGGACAAGCUCACGCCUGAGCAGAGGAAAGAGCUGCCCGAUGACGUGCAGAUCAUCGGCACCAGAUGGGUGCACACUGACAAGAACGCAAAGCCAAGGAUGCUCGCCAACUACCUCCGGAAAAGGACGGGCAAAACCAAGGAGCAGAUCAACAAGGAGUUUCCCUUUGAGCCAAAGUCCCGGAUAGUGGUCCAAGGUUGCCAGGAGGACCCCACCGGGAUAAGGAGCGACAGCCCUACAGCAUCCCUGUUGGCCUUCAACCUGGUGUGUGCCAUCUCGGUCCUGAAGCGCUGGACCAUUACAGCUUGCGAUGCCUCAACGGCUUACCUUCAGUCCAAGGGCAUCAGCAGAACCUUGAUUCUACGACCACCUCGACCACCACCUCCUGGCAUCUCCCCUCACGAUCUACUACGAGCUCGCGGAAGCAUCUACGGAACAAAGGACGCAGGGAGAGCCUGGUGGAAGAAGCUGUACAAGACGCUCAAAAGGCACUCUUGGUUGAUGUCUCGCAUCGAGGCUGCCCUCUUCUACCUUGUCGAAGGCGGCCGGCUGAUCGGUGUCAUGAUCAGCCACGUGGAUGACCUCUACUGCACCGGCGAAGGCGAACGCUACGAGACCACGCUGAACGAACUCGAGAAGGAGCUGCACUUGAAGAUCAAGAGAAGCGAAUUCAGGUUCUGUGGAAAGAACGUGAAACAAACCAACGGCGCCAUCGAGCUGGACCAGUACGACGCCAUCGAGGGAGUGGACUACAUGUUGUUUUCCCCGGCACGACGCAAAGAGGUCAAUGCCCCGCUGACCGAAGAGGAGAAGUCUCAGUUCAGAGGUUUGAUCGGCCAGAUGGGCUGGAUCACAAGGCAGAGCAGGCCCGACCUCAUGGUGAACGUGAGCCUGGCCUCCCAGACCAUGGGCUCCCCAAAGGUCAAGGACGUGAUCAACCUCAACAAGGCCGUGAAGAUGCUAAAGGAGACCUCGGAUGCGAAGUGGAGAUUCGUACCAUCCGACAUGACCCUCGAGAAUGCCCGCGUCUUCUGCUUCGCAGACAGCAGCUUCGCGAACACAGAGUCUCUGAAGUCGCAGUGCGGCUACCUCGUGGGCCUCACCACCGAGGCCAUGGACUCCGAGAACGACGCCCCGAUCCUCAUCCUCGAGACUUACUCUGGAAGCAUAAAACGAGUGUGCAGGAGCACCCUUGCCGCAGAAGCCAACGGCCUACUUGCUGGAGUGGAGGCCGCGGAGUACCUGCAGAUGCUCAUGGAGGAGAUUAUGUACCCCGAGGAGAGGCUCGUGGACAUCAGCCGGGAGUUCGCCAAGGAGAAGGUGCUGUGCUACACAGACGCUAAGAGCCUCGAAGCAGCUCUGAACAAGGAUGCCGGCCAGAGCCAAGACAAGAGGCGAGAACCACUACUGGAUGCGAUGAACACCGGCACCUGGCGCUUGGCACCUACGGAGGAAGCCAAGCACAAGAAGCUUAUGAUCAGAGCAGGCCGGCAUGCCAGAAAGGCAGCCCUACGUGUAGCCGAGGACGGGUGA